Molecule: messenger RNA, 1532 nt
Organism: Monosiga brevicollis MX1
Lineage: Eukaryota; Choanoflagellata; Craspedida; Salpingoecidae
Exons: 6
Coding region: 1-1239 (412 amino acids)
Biological process (GO): regulation of DNA-templated transcription
Molecular function (GO): DNA-binding transcription factor activity; sequence-specific DNA binding
Source: RefSeq, a predicted model, not a curated record
AUGGCUGUCCCCACGUCGGUGGCAAUGGGCGACGAUGGCCUGAUGACGGCAUCAUCGCCCCGCGAUCGUUCCGAGUCGACCGAUGGCAAGGAUAAUAAGGGUGUGCCCGCCUUCGUUUCCAAAUUGUUGACCAUGAUUAACGAUCCCAGCACCGACCACCUCAUCUCUUGGACGCCUGCGGGCGAGACGUUCAAAGUGCACAACGCCACCACCCUGGCACGAGAAGUGCUUCCACGCUACUACAAGCACGGCAAUUUUACCAGCCUUGUCCGCCAGCUCAACAUGUAUGGAUUCCACAAGGUGGUGGGCGUGGACACGGGCCUUCGUAGCAAUGACCAGGAGUGGGAGUUUGUGCAUCCAUGCGUGCAGCGAGAUAGGCCCGAGCUGCUGGUGCACAUUAAGCGCAAGGAUAGCACCAGCAAUACCAAGCGCAAAGUCUCCCGCGAGGACAUGGAAUCCGUCAUGCAAAACCUUGAAACCAUGCGCGGCAACCAGGAUGAAAUGUCCCACCAGUUUCACGAUAUGCAGCGCCAAAACCAAGCCCUGUGGCAAGAGGUGACCGUUUUGCGCCAACGCCACGAGCAACAACGCGUGAUGAUCGGCCGCAUCAUGCACUUUCUGACCCGUCUCGUCCGCAAUCAACCAGCCAUGACCGGCUCAGGCCGCCCUGGUGCCAAACGACCCAAACACCUGGCCUUGGAGGGCGGCAUGUCCCUGCCUGGUAUCGAAGAGCUGCCAAUCAUCUCUGAUACUGAUCUGGAACUCCAGACACCCACUGCCCCCACUUCCACUACCACCGUCCCCACCUCAUCCGUGCCCUACGUCACCAUGCCCAGUCCUUCGAGCAGCGCUGGUGCCCUGGGAAUGGAUAAGAUGCAAGGGGUCUCUGAUCUCAUUGAGCCGGAGCUUACGCACUUUGACACCAGCCUCAACUCAAGCCGCCAACGACUGCAAGAUGGGGGCCUCGAUGACCACAUGCUCCAGUCUCUGUGGGCGGCAGCCAAUCACCCAACGUCUGUGGGUGCAAACGUUCCAGCCACCUCUUCAUGGGAGACCAACCCGAACCAGAUUCACUAUGAAGCCCUCUCCGAUCUGCCCGACAUUGAGCAGCUGGGCACCCCACCAGAGGAUGAUACCUUUGGCGCCAAUGACCCCGAUCCCCUGCUGGACCUUUUGAGUCCCAAUGGUUCCGGUUUGGAUUUGUCCCGCAUCCCCACCAGCAGCCAAGCGAGCGUGUAAGCGCUGGCUCGCUUUUGCCCUUGGUCUCUGUUCUCCCAUGACGCGGACAUGCCAGGAAGAAAGUGAGAGUUCUCCUUCAGCCCUGGUCUUGUUCUGUAGGCUUGCUGGCCCACCCGCCCCCACCCCACCCUACUGAGGUGGCCAGCUGUUCGCUCGUUUAAGCCGUUUUGAAAAAAAAUUUCCCCCUUGGAUAUCGAGUGUUUGUUUGUUCACUAUCGUUUACGGACCCGACUAAGACCAGUCGUUCUGCUGUUGUCAGCUCCGUGUACAUUGACAAUCGACAUUGCAAUGGU